This is a messenger RNA of Phytomonas sp. Hart1, 1216 nucleotides long. The record is from the annotation of a GenBank genome assembly. Lineage: Eukaryota; Euglenozoa; Kinetoplastea; Trypanosomatida; Trypanosomatidae.
UAUCCAUUAAAGGAGACACAUAAUCGACAGCGUUUCUUGGCAAUUAGCUUACCAUUGCGCACGAUAAUAGAAUCUUGAACAUAAGGAUUUCUUUUAUACUUUGUUGUUAUCAAUGGCACUGCAGCGGACCGCACAAGAUGCAUGCUCUCGGAAGGUACAUUGUGUUGACAAAAAAUACUUGGACGACCCUUUUGUGCAUUUUUUUGCCAGGGACACCACUAUCGUUAACAGCCCUUUGAUGAAUAGAGGAACAUGGCUUCGUACGACGGCCAUUGAGAGAUGUGUGAAGAACUUCUCAGAGAGCGUAAACGGUGAGCCAAUUCAAAUUAUCAGCUUUGGUGCAGGGGUUGAUACCCUCUACUUUCGUUUAAAAAGUCAAAUCGACGUAAAGAUUUCGGCCUAUGUCGAACUGGACUUUCAAGAUCUGGUUGAGGAAAAGCGGGCAAUUAUAAAACAAACCCCACUUCUUAGUCGUUAUAUAGAUUCUCAAUACCACCUUAUGGAUUGUGAUUUACGGGCCCCUGACGAUGUCAUAAAGUUAUUGAAGAAAUGCGUCAAAGCGGAUAUUCCGACAAUUCUUCUCGGCGAGAUGGUUUUCGUCUACAUUGAGGCCUCCAUCGUGACGGAGCUUUUGCGGCAAACCCUUCACGACGUGUUGGGCGCGGCAACCCCCGUGGAGUUGAUCACGUACGAUGCGAUGCAGCCGAACGAUCGAUUUGGUCAAAUGAUGAUUGAGAACUUAUCCAGGAGUGAGAUCUAUUUGAAGAGCAUUGCGGACUUCCCUACCCCCGCACAUCACGAAAAGCGCUGGAGAGAAAUUGGGUUUAAAUCGGUGAAGGCGAUGUCGAUGCGGCAUCUUUAUUUGACGGUACCAAAGGAUACCAUGGGGUGGUUGAGCAAACUGGAGAUGGUUGACGACUGGGAUGAGUGGAAUUUGGUUCACGAUCACUAUUGCUUUGUGGUUGCCCAUACGAAGGAGAAUAAUGAGCUCAAAAUAUUUUCCUAGCGUAGUCGUCUAACAGUUUUUUUCCCAUUAUUUAUUAUUACUGACAUAUACUUAUUUCUAAGCUAUGAUAUUUUUAGCAUCUAAAAGAGGGGUGGGGUUUUUAUGCAUCGCAGUUCUCAUUAUUUACCUUUCCGCUUUCCUGUAUUAUAUUGUUUUUGUGUAGAAUAUUCAAUCACCCCCUUUGUGUCUACGUCUCCCAUCUAUUUGAAA